Messenger RNA from Spodoptera exigua (beet armyworm), 1037 nucleotides. The record is from the annotation of a GenBank genome assembly. Lineage: Eukaryota; Metazoa; Arthropoda; Insecta; Lepidoptera; Noctuidae.
CGAGUAUAUAAAUGUAAUGUUUCCUGUGUCCUAGUUUAGUACUGCGCAGCAUUACUACCAACAAUGAAGUCGAUUCUCAUACUUAUUUCUUUACUUGGUAUAACACUCCCUUCGGCACACUCCCGCCAUGUUCCGUUUUAUAGAAAAGAUUAUACGUACAUUGAACACUUUGAUGCUUUCUAUAAAGUCCACUGGGACAUUAGUGGAACGAAUUGGAACUUGGCUUUCUUGACCUGUGAAGAUGAAGGCGCUUUGCUGUUCUAUCCGAAAGCUCAAGGAGAGUGGGCCUUGGUGAAGAACCUUACUGAAAUGAUGACAGAAGUGCCAAAUGUGACGGAAAUAUUUGUUGGAUUCCACAACGAAUUUAACUUAGGAGAGUUUGUAACCGUCGAUGGAUAUUCAACCCCAUACCCGCUAAAUGUUCACAGUCCUCUGAGUGAUCCGAACCUAGAUAACUGUGUGACAAUGAGCAUUGAUACUGGCAAAUUCCAUGAGGAUUCUUGUACCCGGACAACAAGCACGCCCCUACCUUUUGUUUGCAAGAAAACUGAAGACGAAUCGUGCCCUACUAUUGACAAAGGUUACAAAUAUAUAAAAUCCUCACAUAAAUGUUAUAAGGUGAACAACAAACCACAAACAUGGCAAGGGGCUAUGAAGACUUGUUUCAUGGAAGGCGGAAUACUGGCAGUCAUAGAGGACAGUGCACAGGCAAGGGAUGUCUAUAAUAUGGUGGAUGGCAGUCCUGAAUAUUUUGUGGGAGUCCGAAGACUUUUCUCUCAAAGUGAUUACUAUACAGUGAAAGGUCACAAGUUCAGUGAUAUGUACAGUCUGUCAUACAACGAUCAAAAUGGUGAUUGUGGCACAGUUUCAAGUAGAAAUAGUGAUCGUAUUUAUACUUCUACUGCGGAUUGUGACCAAAGGUUACCGUUUAUUUGCGAGAUGGAAGCACAAAAAUGAACUUUUUAAACUUUAUUUUGUCAUUCAGCUUUAUAAAACGAAAUAAUAAAUAUUAUACAUAAGCAAGAAAAACCUUUCUU